Messenger RNA from Myiozetetes cayanensis, 1057 nucleotides. RefSeq names its product synaptojanin 2 binding protein (gene SYNJ2BP). Bases 90 to 530 code for a protein of 146 amino acids. The transcript has 4 exons. Lineage: Eukaryota; Metazoa; Chordata; Aves; Passeriformes; Tyrannidae. Gene Ontology annotation, molecular function: protein binding. The record is from RefSeq and is a predicted model, not a curated record.
AACUCCCAGCGCUCCGCGGCGCGGCCCGGCGGCGGCGGCCGAGGAGACGGCAGCGGCUGCCCCGGGAGUCGAGUUCUUCAGGCCGCAGCAUGAACGGCAGCGUGGCGGGCGGCGGCUACGCCGAGGAGAUCAUCAGCUUCACCCGCAGACCUUCAGGGCUGGGCUUCAACAUUGUUGGUGGGACAGAUCAGCCAUACAUUUGCAAUGACAGCAGCUUCUAUGUCAGCCGGAUCAAAAAGAAUGGGGCAGCUUACCUUGAUGGCCGAUUACAAGAAGGAGAUAAAAUUUUAGCGGUCAAUGGCAAAGACUUGAAGGAUUUGCGGCACCAGGAUGCUGUGGAACUGUUCAGGAACACAGGCUAUGAUGUGUCUCUGAAAAUUCAGCGCAGGUUGCAGCCACAAAAUGGCCCUGUGGGUCAUCAAAGCGAUGGAGAAUCAGGUGGGCUUCCUCUAGCAGCCAUUCUUGUGCCAGGCUUGGCGCUUGCCGCAACAGCAGUCUGGAUCUUGCUGAGGUAUCGACAGCGGAUGUGAAGAGUUCACGUUUGGGAUAUCACUGCGUAUUUUACACAGCUAUGAUGUAAUUUAAACGUAGAGAAUCAACAAUCGUAUCACAGACUGAUGUCAAAAAGGAUCAUUGCCUAUCAUCAAAGCUGCUGCUGAUGUUCUUAUAUAUUGAUUUUGUUACAGGGUUGAUGGAAACAGAGAGAAAAAGGGGAAGGGAGAAGACUAUUUAUGUGAAGAGUGGGAUAGUUGUUUUUUUGACAAAUCUGAGGAGUUUUUGCCACCCUCCUCUAUUUUGCACCACGAACUUUCAAACACACUCAUCUAUUCCACAUUUUAAGAUGUAACUGUUGGUUAAAGGGUGAGGGAGUUGGGUGGUUUUAAAUCAAAAAUAUUUUCUAGAGGCUUUGCCCUUGUUUCCACAGAAUUUUUCCUUGAAACUAAUGAUCCCUGUCUGAAGCAUGAAUAAUAAAAGGCAAUACAGAGGGUAUAUUAUUUUUUCCAUUGAAUUUUUGUUGGUUGUUGCUAAAUAAGUACCUUAAGAAAAAUGUGUAAAA